Messenger RNA from Gekko japonicus, 1133 nucleotides. It is a transcript of the gene CYSLTR1, whose product is annotated as cysteinyl leukotriene receptor 1. The coding region runs from base 12 to 1133 and encodes 373 amino acids. Gene Ontology annotation, biological process: G protein-coupled receptor signaling pathway. Gene Ontology annotation, molecular function: leukotriene receptor activity. Lineage: Eukaryota; Metazoa; Chordata; Lepidosauria; Squamata; Gekkonidae. The transcript has a single exon. Gene Ontology annotation, cellular component: plasma membrane. The record is from RefSeq and is a predicted model, not a curated record.
UGACUCAAGGGAUGCUACCCUACCCAAUGGAAUCCAUCAUGGCCGCCGAGGAGAACAGCACAAGCUUGUCUACGCCCAGUCCGACAUGCCAUGAUACCAUUGACGAAUUCCGAAAUCAUGUGUACUCUACAGUGUACUCCAUCGUCACCAUGGUGGGCUUUGUAGGAAAUGGCUUUGUGUUGUGCGUCCUGAUAAGGACAUACCAGGACAAGACAGCUUUCCAGGUGUACAUGCUCAACCUUGCUAUUUCGGACCUCCUCUUUGUGUUCACCCUACCUCUGCGGGUGGUGUACUACAUUAACAACGGCAACUGGUUCUUUGGCGAUUUCUUGUGCCGGAUCACUUCUUACGCCUUGUACGUCAACUUGUACUGCAGCAUCUUCUUCAUGACGGCCAUGAGCUUCUUCCGCUGCAUAGCCAUUGCUUUCCCGGUCCAGAACAUUCAUUUCUUAACGGAGAAAAGAGCCAGGCUGACCUGUGUGACUAUUUGGAUUUUCGUGAUGCUGACGAGUUCACCGUUUCUGCUGAGAGGCUCAUACGAGGAUCCGGCAACCAACAAGACCAAGUGCUAUGAACCGCCAGCGCCCGAGAUGGUCCUGAAGCUGAUGGUCCUGCAUUAUAUUGCAUUGCUUGUUGGGUUCAUUGUGCCUUUCGUCAUCAUCACCAUCUGCUGCACCGUGAUCAUAAGGGCCUUGCUGAAAAACUCAUUGCAUAAGAAGCAAGAAGCCCGCAGAAAAGCGGUCUGGAUGGUCAUCAUAGUGACCUUGGCCUUCCUGAUCAGCUUCUCUCCUUACCAUGUUCAGCGCACCGUCCAUAUCCAUUUUCUGAUGAGAAAAGGCGCCAGCUGCGAAGACGUCCUCUACAUGCAGAAGACGGUGGUGAUCAGUCUUUCUCUAGCGGCUACGAACUGCUGUUUCGACCCGCUUCUCUAUUUCUUUUCUGGGGGCAACUUCCGCAGAAGGCUUUCCACUUUCCGGAAGGCUUCAGCCUCCAGUGGGUCCCAAUUGCACAGGAUGAAGUUGUCCUCAAAGAACUUAGAUGAGGAAGGAUCUAAGGAGAAGAUGCAAGAAGCAGUUGGAUCCUAUCCUUCCUCUCCUUUGCAGAAUCACAGCUGUGAUGUGACAAGAAGCUAG